CGCGUGGGGCCACUGACCCAAAUGGGUAUUAUGGGGUCUGAGGCAGGAGUGGCAGGCCUAGGGGAUGAAGACCACCCUGGCCUCAUUCUGGACCCCUUCACCUACCCUCAGUUCUGGUCAGCGUCCGUCUCAUGCCAGACCCAGGACCAGACUGCCAUGCGCCUCGCCCUGGAGCAGAUUGACCUCAUUCGCCGCAUGUGUGCCUCCUACUCCGAACUCGAGCUUGUGACCUCAGCUGAAGGUCUGAACAGCUCUCAAAAGCUGGCCUGCCUCAUUGGCGUGGAGGGUGGUCACUCACUGGACAGCAGCCUGUCUGUGCUGCGCAGUUUCUAUGUACUGGGAGUGCGCUACCUGACACUCACCUUCACCUGCAAUACACCAUGGGCAGAGAGUUCCACCAAGUUCACACACCACAUGUACACCAAUGUCAGCGGGUUGACAAGCUUUGGUGAGAAAGUGGUAGAAGAAUUGAACCGCCUGGGCAUGAUGAUAGAUUUGUCCUAUGCAUCAGACACCUUGAUGAGAAGGGUCCUGGAAGUGUCUCGGGCUCCUGUGAUCUUCUCCCACUCAGCUGCCAGAGCUGUGUGUGACAAUUCAUUGAAUGUUCCCGAUGACAUCCUGCAGCUUCUGAAGAAGAAUGGUGGCAUCGUGAUGGUGACACUGUCCAUGGGGGUGCUGCAGUGCAAUCUGCUGGCUAACGUGUCCACGGUGGCAGAUCACUUUGACCACGUCCGGGCAGUCAUUGGAUCUGAGUUCAUCGGGAUUGGUGGAAAUUACGACGGGGCUGGCCGGUUCCCUCAGGGGCUGGAGGACGUGUCCACAUACCCAGUCCUGAUAGAGGAGUUGCUGAGUCGUAGCUGGAGUGAGAAAGAGCUUCAAGGUGUCCUUCGUGGAAACCUGCUGCGGGUCUUCAGACAAGUGGAAAAGGUGAGAGAGGAGAGCAGGGCGCAGAGCCCCAUGGAGGCUGAGUUUCCAUAUGGGCAACUGAGCACAUCCUGCCACUCCCACCUCGUGCCUCAGAAUGGACACCAGGCUACGCAUCUGGAGGUGACCAAGUGGCCAACCAGUCGGGUCCCCUGGAGGUCCUCAGAUGCCUCCCCAUACCUUCUUCCAGGCCUGGUGGCUGCUGCCACCUUCCCAACUGUCAUCCAGUGGCUUUGCUGACACGGCCGGUCCCCCAAGAGGUGACUGUGGCAAAGUCUCACGAAGCCCCCCGUCCUAGUUCAUUCAUAAGCACGUGCUGAGAAUAAACAUUUUACACAUGGA
Messenger RNA from Cercocebus atys (sooty mangabey), 1266 nucleotides. Its product is annotated as dipeptidase 3-like. Bases 22 to 1164 code for a protein of 380 amino acids. The record is from RefSeq and is a predicted model, not a curated record. NCBI's taxonomy places the organism in Eukaryota, Metazoa, Chordata, Mammalia, Primates, Cercopithecidae. The transcript is spliced from 8 exons. Gene Ontology annotation, biological process: proteolysis. Gene Ontology annotation, molecular function: metallodipeptidase activity.